Molecule: messenger RNA, 1806 nt
Organism: Acanthamoeba castellanii str. Neff
Lineage: Eukaryota; Discosea; Longamoebia; Acanthamoebidae
Exons: 5
Coding region: 1-1806 (601 amino acids)
Cellular component (GO): nucleus
Source: RefSeq, a predicted model, not a curated record
AUGGAUGACGACGUGUUGGUGGAUGUAUUUGGGUCGCUGAGCAUCAGCGCGCCCAACAAGGGGAAGGGGCGACACGAAGACAAAGAAAACCGAGCAGAGUUGGCCAACCGGAGCGCGCGGGCCUUGCAGCAGAAGGCAGGGUUGCUGGCGGAGAAGAAGGAGGAGCUGGCGAGGAAAAAGGAAGAGCUGGCGCGAAGAAAGCAGGAACAAGCGGUAGCCAAGUCGAGCGAGCGACAGCAAAGCCCAAACCGUGCCCGGUCGCAUCGCGCCGAGAAUGAACGAAGCGAGGAGCGACCGACCGCGCACGGCGUAAAAGAACGAAAGGGGGAAGGGGUGGCCACGCCGAGGCGCAACCCAAACACGGAACUGUCUCGCAGGCCACGGCCCAGCGUGAUCGUGAGGAAGGAGCGCGAACGAGAGCUGCUCGAUUCGCUCUUUGGCGAUGACGAAGACGACAGUUCUCCAUCCGAAGAAGAGGAAGUGGCUCGACCACCCAGAAGAGCCCAAGUGAGCGCCGCGCCUGCGAGGAAAGCGACGACGGUCACUAUGACGAGCGGAACUCGAAAGAACGAAGUGCCGCUGGGGAAGAGCGAAAGCGAAAAGCGACACGACGAAGCGAAGCGAAAGGCCGACAGUGGCAAGAGGCGGAACUUCAGGAUCAGCAUGUUCGUGAUCCGCGAGGCCGAAGAGGAAGACAAGGGCAGCCGUAGGGAAGGCGAGGACAGCGGCGACGAUGAAUACGAUCUUGAUGACAGCUUCAUCAACGAUGAUGUGGAGGAAUACGAUGACAGCGACGAUGACACUGACGAAGACGAUGAAGAUGAGCAGGAGGUCGUGGAGUGUGGAGACAGCGAUAUUGAGGUGGUCAGCGAAGUUUGCGAGAUCGACGCCAACACCAAAGCAACGAGGAAGGAGAAGGAGAAAGAGAAGGAGACGAUCGUCAUCGUGCUAAGCAGUGACGAUGAAGCCGAAGAAAGCACCCAAUACUACAACGACGUCGUCGAGGUGGCGCAGACGAAAAGGAAGGAGAUCGAACGGAUGCCUCACCUCAAGAAGACGAAGGAGGUUGAGGUGUUGAAGACUCCCACCCGAACACAGGCCACGCCCACGACGCCACGCACCACGCACCAAGCGACGCCUCGCGGAGCUCGACAGCCGAUCACCAGGGCCGCGCAAACCUCGACCCCUGCGCAGCGGAGGGAACGCGAAACGAAGGAAGAGGGCAUCAUCGGGUCGGACCGCAGGCUCGACGCCAUCAUCGAGAGGAACGUGUUCACUCCGCGCGAGUUCAAGCAGAGAAGGGAAGCGCUGACCCGCGAUCUCUUCCGCGAGUUCAACAAGAGAGUGUUUGCCGACCAGCUGCCAAGUGACCUCCCCAUCUCCUGGAAUUCGCGUCUGCUCACCACUGCUGGCCUGUGCAAGUGCGUGCGCAAACUGGGUGUACGCUCCGCCAGUGUGGAGCUCGCCACCAAAGUGUGUACAAACUUUCAACGCCUGUUCGAGACGCUCAUUCACGAGCUGUGUCACGCGGGCCAGUGGCUCGUGCUCGAGGACAGCACCAUGGGCCACGGCGCCACAUUCCGAUACUGGGGCAAGUUGGCGACGAAGGCCUACCCGGGGCUGGAGGUGGGCACCUGCCACGCCUACGACACGGUGACCGAGUGCCGCUAUCGCUAUCAGUGCACCAACCCGCGGUGCAAGACCGUCGUGGGCCGCCACUCGCCGUCGCUCGACCCUUCCACCUACCGCUGCAAGUCGUGUGGCAGUUCGGUCGAGAUGCUCCUGGCGGCCCUUGCCAGGUCCUGA